Messenger RNA from Lachancea sp. 'fantastica', 948 nucleotides. The record is from the annotation of a GenBank genome assembly. NCBI's taxonomy places the organism in Eukaryota, Fungi, Ascomycota, Saccharomycetes, Saccharomycetales, Saccharomycetaceae.
AUGACAGUUUCCAUCCCCGUUGUCGAGUUGAAGGGCACUAGAGCCCGACUUCCCAAAAUCGGUUUUGGUUCCGGAAGCAAAUGGAGAAUAUUGAAGGCGCAAAACGCAGAAGAGGAACACUUCGCCGAGGCGCUUGCAGAGCAGGUAAGCAAUGCCAUCGGACUGGGAUUCAACCAUAUAGACACGGCAGAAGCGUAUAAGACUUACGAAGAAGUCGGUGUCGGAAUACGUAGGUCUGGAACCCUCAGAAGCGACCUAUGGGUCACCGAUAAGUACGGCCCAUGGUCGUACUCCUGGACCAACAGCACGGGUCCGUUGUGGUCGUUGGAAAACUCGCUGUCGAAAAUGGGACUGGAACACGUCGAUUUGUAUUUGCUGCAUUCGCCCAACAUCACGCCAGAAACCGCGGGGAUCACGCUGCAAGAAGCGUGGGACCAGAUGGAGAAAAUUCUGGAUAGUGGACUUGCCAAAAACAUUGGUGUUUCCAACUUCGACGUCAAGAGUCUGCAAUAUAUCUUGCAAAUAGCAAAACACUCGCCCAGCGUAAAUCAAAUUGAAUUCCAUCCUUAUCUUCAGCAGCAGUCGCCCGGGAUUGUUGAAUACUGCAAGCAAAACGGCAUUGUGGUAGAAGGCUACUCGCCGCUGGCGCCGUUGACGGGUGGGAAGCCCGGCCCACUCGACGAAAUUUUGCCCAAGAUUGCCCAAAAAUACGGCAAGUCGGAGCUGCAAAUCCUGCUUAAUUGGAGCGUCCAGAGCGGCGUCGUGCCGAUCACCACUUCGAGCAACGAGACGCGCCUUGAAGAAAUGCUGCACAUUUUUGAUUUUCAGCUGGAUGACGAGGAGGUUGAAUUGAUUACCACGACAGGAAAGCAGAAGUUGUUUCGCGGUUUUAUGAAAGAUCUAUAUGGCAAACACGAUGAGGCGCUUGUCUUGGGGGAUAAACAAUAA